Naegleria fowleri is the source of this 543-nucleotide messenger RNA. RefSeq lists its product as uncharacterized. The transcript has a single exon. Lineage: Eukaryota; Heterolobosea; Eutetramitea; Acrasida; Naegleriidae. The record is from RefSeq and is a predicted model, not a curated record. The coding region runs from base 1 to 543 and encodes 180 amino acids.
AUGAAUUCGUCUUCGGAAUCCUCUUCCACAUCAACACUGCCACAGCAAUCCUCACAGCAACUACAAUCGGAAGAACCUUCCCAUCAUCGGAGCUUGGAUCAUUCUAACACAGGUUCAUCACCCACCUAUGAUAAUGCUCAAAACAAUGAAGCUAAAUUAUUACAACAACUAAAAUCAGUCUUGAACGAUACAAAUCAGCCCACUAUCUUUACAAAAGAUGAUAUAAAAUUACAACAACUUCAACAACAGCUUGAUGAGUGUUCCAAAAAAGCACACUCGUUUCUCUAUACAACGUUAUCUCUAGCGGGUGCUGUUCCCAUGACCUUAUUAUUUAAAACAAUGAAACCAUUAUAUAUUUUGCCAGUGAUUGGAGGAGCUACCGAUUUUUGGUUCACUUCUCAAAAGUGUGCAAAGGAGAGAACAGAAUUGGAUCGAUACAUGUUGAAAAGAAGAAAAUACGAAUUAAUAUCUGAAAAGAAGAGAUUGGAAAUGGAGAGAAAUGCUUUAUUGGAGGAAUUGAAACGAACAAAUGGUGGAAAAUAA